Messenger RNA from Echinostoma caproni, 342 nucleotides. The record is from the annotation of a GenBank genome assembly. Lineage: Eukaryota; Metazoa; Platyhelminthes; Trematoda; Plagiorchiida; Echinostomatidae.
AUGUCUGAUGAUGAUACUAUUGGACCUCUGCCAUCUGAAAUGAUCCUUAACUCGGAGGACGAGGAUACAAACUCCGGUGAACAGAAAUCAAAAAAACGAAGAGCUUCAGAUGACGAAAGGGACGAUGUCGUUGGUCCACUUCCAACGGAGAUGCAACGGAACGAGGGGUCUGGCGAUGAAGCUGAUCCACCUCCUGCAAAACAAAAAAAGAAAAUUCUGAAGAACGAGGCAAUUUUCCUACGGAAUAUUCCAACCGCUCAAUACUACGAAGUGAGCUAUAUGCAUCGGAACGUCAUUACGCAUGUGGUCUACACAAAGUAUGUAUUCACUUUCCGCGGAUAA